Molecule: messenger RNA, 969 nt
Organism: Clonostachys rhizophaga
Lineage: Eukaryota; Fungi; Ascomycota; Sordariomycetes; Hypocreales; Bionectriaceae
Source: the annotation of a GenBank genome assembly
AUGCCGGCGCUUCAUCGUCUCCCAAAGGAGCUUAUCCUUCAGAUUCUUCGAUACCUACCUCUGCGAACACUGGAAGUUGUCGCGCACUCACACAACCAUGCCCUAACGGACAUGUGUCUGGUGCUCCUCCAGCCGGUGUUCAGAUCCCGCCGGGCGUUGAAGCGGCUUAAGAAGCAGUUCGAGCUCGUUGUCCAUGAGGACCUCCCCCAAGCGAUGAUGGAUGGCCUCCUGUCAUCGAGUGGCAGGGAGAUCCUUGCGCUGCCUCCGCAUGCCCAUCUGAAGCAGCCGCCUUAUCCGCGGAACUUGGAUUAUCUAGAUCUAUCUGGUGAUUUGCACUGGCUGCAACCUCCGUGCCCGAGUAUCGCGAAACAUAUGGCGAGGUAUAACCGCGGUUGUGGCGUCCACGAGGCCGCGGUUGCCGAUCUCACCGCCAGUGCUGAACGUGUGUGUGUCCGUCUUCCAGAUCCGUUUCUCAAGUUUAUCGAGGACAUUGACCGUCGAGAUUAUGUCGUCAAGACUGAUGCGUCAAGGCUGGAGAUGACUAGGGGAGGGCUACGCAAGGUUCCUAAAUCUAUGGAUGGCGGUGUGGGAGGAUACAUUAUCGCGUUUCUGGCUGGUAUGCAGUAUCGCAUCCACCUCUACCUAGAGCCGGGCGAGGAUGGCGGAUACGGCUUGCUUGAAGAACGAAGUGGCUUCUGUGAAUUUUGUGACAGCGAUGACGAGCGCAAGGCCGCUGCGUGUCCCAGGAAGAACCGCGGUGUGACACAAGAGGAUAGAGACGAAGCCAAGUCGCUUGGGCUCGAAAUGAUGAAUUUCAAUCCGUGUAUUGAUCUCGCCUUGCUGGGGACAGAUUUUGAAGCAUGGCUGGCUACUCGGUAUUACGAAAAAUGGCUGUGGUUUGUCGGGAUGAAAAAGUCGCUCGCUUCACCAGCUCUGAAGGAGUAUGUUCGACAGAAUAUGGUGGCAUGA